GGCGCAGCUGCUUCGUGGUGGUUGAUGGUGGUUGAUGAAGUGGAUGAAGUGUGCGCCACAUAAUGCACGUAAAUUUGUGGUUGUUGCAAGUUGUUGUUUAUUUUGUUUUUUGAUAAAUUAUAUGCAAAAAAUGCCUGAAUAGAUUUCAAAGUGUCAGCUGUCCGGUGGCCUUGCCAGCCAGCCUGUGAGUCAGUACCAUCCAGCGUGCGGAGCGGACCCGCGCCGGCGCCCAGACCCGCGCGCCGACCGCCGUCCGCCGAGACUGGCCGCGGGCACAGCUCUGUGCCUCGCCCCUCCGCUCCCUCCGACACUGGCCGCUGACCGUGCUCCGCAGCCGCCGUGGACCGCCGAGUAUGACUGAGGUUGGCAUCCAGACCGAUUCCGAGCCGCUGUUGCCGCCACCCGCCGCCGACCGCGCCGCCGCCGCCGCCACCGCCGCCGCCGAGAAGGCGGGCCGUCCCAUGUCGCGGACGCGCUGUCUGCGGCUGCUGCUGCUGCUGACCGCCGCCGCCAGCACACUGGCCAUCGUCUACUUCGCCUACCUGUGUCCGGCGGGCGCGUGCGGCGGCGGCACCGGCCUCGGUCUGGGCGCCGGCGGCCCGCCGGGCGCGCCGCUGGCCGACCGACAGGGCCGUCCGCGACUGCCCUCCGCUGCCGACUCGCUCAGCUUCGAUCAGCUGCUCAGCGAGGGUGUGCGCUUCGACGUCUCGGGGGACGACGUCAUGGUGUUCCUGCAUAUCCAGAAGACGGGUGGCACCGAGUUUGGCCGACACCUGGUGCACGACCUGGACCUGGAGCGGCCGUGCGUCUGCUACCGCCGCAAGAAACGAUGCCAGUGUCUGCGGCCUGGCCGCGACAGCCGGUGGCUGUUCAGCCGCUACUCGACGGGCUGGAGGUGCGGCCUGCACGCCGACUGGACAGAGCUGACCGCCUGCGUGGAUGAGGCUAUGGACCAGCUAGAGAGAGACCGACACAAGCGCAGGUAUUUUUACAUCUCUCUGCUGCGGGAGCCGGUGCAGCGCUACCUGUCCGAGUGGAAGCACGUGCGGCGGGGCGCCACCUGGAGCACCAGUCGGCACUGGUGUGGCGGACGGGAUGCCACAGAGGCGGAGCUGCCGCACUGCUACGACGGCGAGGACUGGUACGGCGUGUCGCUCAACGAGUUUCUGCGCUGCGACUCGAACCUGGCCGCCAACCGGCAGACACGCAUGCUGGCCGACCUGCACCUGGUCAACUGCUACACGGGCACCGGCAUGUCGGCGGACGAGCGCGACAGGGUCAUGUUGGCCAGCGCCAAGACCAACCUGCGCCAGAUGGCCUUCUUCGGGCUGACCGAGGACCAGCCGCGCAGUCAGUACAUGUUCGAGCAGCUGUUCGGGCUGCGCUUCCAGACGGCGUUUGCCGCCUACAACCGCACGCACGCGGAGAGCGCGCUGCGCGCCCUGCGGCCUGGGCAGCUGGAGGAGGUGCGACGCAGAAACGCGCUCGACCUCGAGCUGUACGAGUACGCGCGACAGCUGCUCCAGGAGCGCUUCGAGCGGAUACGCGCCGCCGACGACCACUUCCGCGAGCAUAUGGAUGCCCUGGGCACGGUGGACGAGCGAGGUUCGACCGAACUGGAGCACCAGCGACGGUGAUUGGCGCUCCUGGUGGUGGCCGCGGCGCUGAUUGGUCGGUGAGGACGCCGGGCCGCUGGUGAUUGGUCGGUGUGAUGCGAUCCAUCGCACGAUCGCUGCUGCUCUGAAAGCGACUCGCUCACCGGUGCGGCCUUUGGGCUUUUUAGGAAGAAUGCAGGUCUACUCAGCUCUCACGAUACUGCUAUGAAUGCCGGCAGAGAGCAACUCUGGAGAUUUUAGGCUGCUUCUCUGAUACUCGCGGUCGGCCGCCGAUCAGUGUUCACCUCUGCACGUGGGCUGUUCGUUCCCACCACCCACCCACCGUGCCCUGAGCUCGGGCGGUGACUUGGAGUGACCAGGCGAACUCGGGCCCUGUUCUUAUUCAUGACUGGCCUCGGGACUUUCUGUGGAUCAGUGUACCUUUUUGAAUGUUUCUAUAAUCACCUUAGGCUUGGCCACGUGAUCAGCUACUUUACUAUUUGUAAUUCGCAUGGCUGAUGCUACUUCCGCUGCUGAUAGAAGCGGAGUGAUUUUUGCGUGGGUUGGGGUUUUAAUGUCGGAGUUUAGAUCAUCAUUUUUCUCAUUAGGUGUCGUGACUCGUCUUAUAAAGUGUUCCGCAUUAUGAGUGUGCCAUCAGGGUGUUCGAUUUUGAGCUUGUUCGCGGCCUGUGAGCGCUGUCCAGUGCAGUCACACCGCCACCCCCGUGUACUUCAUUGAGCCGGUGCCGAGAGGCGUUCAUUUUGGUAGCAUUUAUCCAUACAACGAUUGAGUGUUUUGUACAACCCUCGGGCCCGGAGAGGACCAUGUUUUGUAUUACCGUCAGAGUGCGGCCGUGUCGACUCUCAGGCGGUCGGAUCGCACCGAGGUGUCGCCCCGCCGGCAUGGCCAGCACAGUGCAACAUAUCCGUGUGAAUAUGCCUUUCAUCGACCGUACAAUGCUUGCAGCGCGGAGGGGAUCGGAGCGGGGCGUAGGGUGGACCGUUCCGGCCGGUACCGGCAGCGCUCGGCUGGCCGGUGUCCUCCGUUGGGCACGGUCCUCGCAUGGCAGGGUUUGUGGACUGAGUGUGUGCUUGUGAGUGCGGCGUACGUGAUUUACCGCGAUGCAUUGCGGCAGGCUACCUUCAUUUGUUCGAUACGCAUGUUUAGUUGUGAGAUAUCUGCUGGGGAUGAAUAUGCUGAUGUGGAUGAUUGAUUUAUAUGUGGGAUUACCGCCCGCGCCACUGCAGAGGCGCCAGUAUUAACUCAAUGGGCGCUAUUUGACGGGGAGCAUGCUGUGACCCCUGUGACUGAAGAAUGAGGGCACAUUAGGCAUAUGUGUUAUUUUAUAACCAAAGUCGUAAUAGAGAAUGUUACAUAAAUGA
Molecule: messenger RNA, 2977 nt
Organism: Amphibalanus amphitrite
Lineage: Eukaryota; Metazoa; Arthropoda; Thecostraca; Balanomorpha; Balanidae
Product: heparan-sulfate 6-O-sulfotransferase 3-B-like
Exons: 5
Coding region: 354-1637 (427 amino acids)
Cellular component (GO): membrane
Molecular function (GO): heparan sulfate 6-sulfotransferase activity
Source: RefSeq, a predicted model, not a curated record